UACUUCACAUAAAAAUAGAAACUAUAGGUGUCAAAAACUCAAAACACAAACAAAAGCUUUAGGUUCGAAUACAAACAAACAUUUACGUACACCUGCAUUCAAUCAAAAAUGUCUAAUGUUAAAAAAAUGAUUGGUGAAGCAGCGGAAGAUAGAAUAAUUGAUACGUUAACGCAGCCCUUUACCCUGCGUGCGACGCCUUACCCAAGUGACAAUUUUAGCGAAAUAACACAAAAAUUUUGUCGUAUAGAAGACAGCGUGAUUUCAAAUUUGAUUAACAUAUGUAAAGUCAUUGUGAUUGGAGAUGUUUCUGUAGGUAAAACAAGUAUUAUAAACAGGUUUUGUCAAAAAAUAUUUGACUGGAACUAUAAGAGCACAAUUGGAGUUGAUUUUGAAGUUGAAAGAUUUGAUAUAUUGAAAAUACCUUUCAAUUUGCAAAUAUGGGACACAGCUGGUCAAGAAAGAUUUAAAUGCAUAGCACAGUCUUAUUAUAGAGGUAGCCAUGCGGUCGUACUGGUGUUUGAUUUAACGGACUUAAGUACCUUGCAACACACAAAAACUUGGUUAUCCGAAGCCCUAGAGGCUUGCUCAAGUACGUCGCCUUUUAUAUUCCUUGUAGGAACAAAAAGCGACCUAAUAGGAAAGUUCGCUUAUAAACAUCUUGAACUAUCAGCGAUCAAAAUGGCAAAUUCACUAAAGGCGGAGUACUGGAGCGUUUCUUCCAAGACUGGAAAGAACAUAAAUAAUUUAUUCUUCCGGAUAGCCGGUCUUACUUUUGACAAGACAAUUCAAAAAGAAGGUAGUAGGCCUAGUAUUAGUAAGCAAAUUGGAUCUUCCGACGUUAUAUCCUUCAAGAGAAGUCAAAUGGCCAAGGCAAACAAAGAGAAAAGCUGUAGCGGCUUAAAAUGCCAGUAAAUUCUCCACCGGUGAUAAUAAUGGACUUUAUUUUUUUUACAAUAUAUUUAUGAACAUGGAAAAACCUAGUAAAUGAUUUAUAAAUAAUAAA
Messenger RNA from Aethina tumida (small hive beetle), 1003 nucleotides. RefSeq names its product ras-related protein Rab-36 (gene RabX5). NCBI's taxonomy places the organism in Eukaryota, Metazoa, Arthropoda, Insecta, Coleoptera, Nitidulidae. The record is from RefSeq and is a predicted model, not a curated record. The transcript is spliced from 6 exons. The coding region runs from base 109 to 912 and encodes 267 amino acids. Gene Ontology annotation, molecular function: GTPase activity; GTP binding.